This is a messenger RNA of Aedes albopictus (Asian tiger mosquito), 2720 nucleotides long. RefSeq lists its product as uncharacterized. Gene Ontology annotation, molecular function: RNA binding; RNA helicase activity; ATP binding. The record is from RefSeq and is a predicted model, not a curated record. NCBI's taxonomy places the organism in Eukaryota, Metazoa, Arthropoda, Insecta, Diptera, Culicidae. The coding region runs from base 102 to 2147 and encodes 681 amino acids. Gene Ontology annotation, cellular component: nucleus; cytoplasm; ribonucleoprotein complex. The transcript is spliced from 5 exons.
UUGGUGGAAGUGCAAGUGCGGCUGAGCCGCUACCCUAAUUUUCCUGUUUUACCUACCUAUACCUCUCGGAAGCAUCUACCCGGGAACCAACAUCCAGCACCAUGCUCAUUCUACAAACGAAACGCGUACUAACCGCAGCCAUCAUUUCUGCUUGCAGCAAAUCGACGCCCUUUAGUAGCGCACGUCGUAGUUCCAUCUUCGCCGCAAGAAACUUCUGCUUGCAGCGUCCGGAAGCCAUUCCUUACCCGCAGAGCAGGUACCUGGCAACAGAGAGGAGGAAUUUAUCGGUUCUCCAGCAGCAUUACUUUUCGACCGCAUCAUUUACAGUCGACAAGGAGAACAGCGAAGAAUUCAGUGAAAUGGCUCCGAGAUUCGAACGUGACGACUACAAGAAGGACUCGUACCGUGGCGUAAAGCGCACGGGAACGGAAUUCAAACGCCCGUCUGGCCGAGAUGGUCGUGACGGUGGUGGAUUCCGCGGAGGUGCCGGAGGAGGCAGUCGCUUCGGCGGCUCAUCCGGCGGUGGUGGCAAGUGGACCAUGGACUCCAAGCCACUCCAGAGAAUCAACUGGAGCAAAAUGCAGCUACCCCCCUUCAAGAAAGACUUCUACCGGGAACAUCCGGCAAUCAAGAACCGAUCUCAGCGUGACGUUGAGCGGUUCUUGGAAAAGCACGACAUUACAUUGAUUGGAGCUUGCCCCAAGCCAAUUACUGAAUUUAAUGAAAUUGACAUGCCGGAUUACGUUUUGAACGAAAUUGAAAAGCAAGGCUUCCAGAGGCCUACUCCUAUUCAGGCCCAAGGGUGGCCUAUCGCCCUCAGUGGUCUGAACAUGGUCGGCGUUGCCAAGACCGGUUCCGGUAAAACACUUGGAUAUAUGCUGCCAGCAAUUGUGCACAUCAACCACCAGAAGCCGGACCCGAGCGUCCGUGGUCCACUGGUGCUUGUCCUGGCCCCAACCCGCGAGUUGGCCCAGCAGAUUCAACAGGUUGCAACUGACUUUGGAUCAUCGUCGUACAUUCGUAACACUUGCCUGUUUGGAGGUUCCAGCAAGGGCCCCCAGGCCAGCGAUUUGCGCCGUGGAGUUGAGAUUGUUAUUGCCACUCCCGGCCGUUUGAUUGAUUUCCUUGAAACUGGCACGACCACUCUACAGCGCGUCACCUAUUUGGUGUUGGACGAAGCCGAUCGUAUGUUGGAUAUGGGUUUCGAGCCACAGAUUCGCAAAAUUUUGGAACAAGUGCGCCCCGAUCGGCAGAUUUUGAUGUGGAGUGCUACGUGGCCAAAGGAAGUGCAACGUUUGGCCCGCGAUUUCCUCGGAGAUUACGUCCAGAUCAACGUUGGAUCGCUGGAAUUGUCUGCUAAUCACAACAUUACACAGUACGUGAAAGUUAUCGAGGAACACGAAAAGAAUGAACAGCUUGGCAAACUGCUUGACAACCUUUCUUCUCGAGGACCGGCCGGUAAGAUUCUGAUCUUCAGCACCACCAAGCGUAAGUGCGAUCAAAUCACCAGCUAUCUGCGCCGUUACGGCCAGGACGCAGUCGGAAUGCACGGUGACAAGAGCCAGCAGGAGCGUGAGCGGGCCCUGAAUCGCUUCCGCAACUCAAACAGCUGCAUCUUGGUUGCCACCGAUGUUGCUGCUCGCGGUCUAGAUGUCGACGGUAUCAAGGUGGUCAUCAACUACGACUACCCGCAGCAAACGGAGGACUACGUUCACCGUAUCGGCCGUACCGGUCGCUCCAAUGCCACCGGAGAAGCCUACACCUUCUUCACAUCGAACGAGCGCAAGAUGGCCAAGGAGUUGGUUAACAUCCUGGAGGAAGCCAAGCAGGACGUUCCGCCAGAGCUGCUCAAGUGGCGCCACAUGGGCGGCGGUGGCAUCAACCGUUAUGGCAGCGGCGGUGGAAACCGAUUUGGCACCUUCAAGGGAGGACGUAGCAACGAUUUCGGUCGUGGCAGCGGAGGUGACCGUUACGGAGGUGGUGCGAAGCGAUCGUUUGGAGGAAGCUCAAGCUACGGAGGCUCGACGUCGAAUGGCUACAGCGGUAGCAGCUCGAAUGGCUAUGGAAGUAGCUCAAACAGCUACCGCAACGGUACUAGUGGAGGCAGCAGCAGCAGUAACACGAAGCACAUAAAAUUCGACGACUAAAUACGUCGCGUUACGUACUGUACUUUGUCUCAUCUCUAGUAGGAUUAGUCUUAGCUCGUCGUCUUAUCUCUAAUCUUAAUGAUAACCUAUUUAAUUUAAACAACAAUCGUAAAAGAAGUAUUGUUUUUAGUUGAUCCACGUGCGUAAAAAAACGGACCAAUUACGUUUUUCAGUUGAUUUUUACAAAUUUAGAUAAGAGAAAGUGAAUUUCUGCCCUCCGAAGUUGAACAAAAUCAAUUCAUUUGAAAACGAUCGCGCACCGAAGGAACUCGAGAAAAUACUUACAAAUCUUAAUUGCUGUGAUAUAGAGCAUCAGUCGAGUAUCACGUUUAUAACAAUCGGUUUGAAUAGUUUGAAGUUUUAAUUUGAAAAGGCAAUCAUUUACCAAAAUCUGGAAAUAACAAAUGAAACAAUAAAAACAAGAACUGUAAUUUGAAGGCUUUUGUUCGGAUUGAUCCGUUCAGUACAAGAGCGGUGACAUUCCAGUGUAUUAUGUAGCAACAAACCAUGUAGUUCCUCGAUGGAAAAUAAAACAAAGAAGAGAAAUAAAUAUCAGUUCACACUUUACAUUAA